Hippoglossus stenolepis (Pacific halibut) is the source of this 3523-nucleotide messenger RNA. RefSeq names its product NIM1 serine/threonine protein kinase a (gene nim1ka). Gene Ontology annotation, biological process: intracellular signal transduction; protein phosphorylation; microtubule cytoskeleton organization. Lineage: Eukaryota; Metazoa; Chordata; Actinopteri; Pleuronectiformes; Pleuronectidae. The record is from RefSeq and is a predicted model, not a curated record. Gene Ontology annotation, molecular function: ATP binding; protein serine/threonine kinase activity; tau-protein kinase activity. The transcript is spliced from 7 exons. Gene Ontology annotation, cellular component: cytoplasm. The coding region runs from base 813 to 2273 and encodes 486 amino acids.
AAUUCUCGCCUCCCAUUGGCUCGGACGCGCGCGGUGCACUCUGUGAGGGCGCCGCCGAUUGGUCGACGCACCUGCCCGUCACGCGGAUUCCCCCUCACAACAGACUUAGGGAGCAGCUGCAGCAGGAGAGCAGGAGGCUCAGUGCGCUGAAUGUCACCGGAGAACAUGAUCUCCGCACCGGGGAGGGAGGUGCAGGUCGGCCGGCUGCUGUGGAGGAGGUGAUCCAGGUUGUCUUCAUGAAUGUCCCACGGCUGCACCCUGACACUAUCAUCUGUUCAGCCUCUUUCUCCCGACCCUCCAUCUCCUCAUCCCUCCUCCUCAGCCUGUGACCUAUUUAUACCCUGAACACUCAGGAGAGCCCAUUGAAGCUCCACAGAUCUCUUCAGACACGACCAUGAGCGUGAAUCUAACAGCACGCAAAAACCUGCUAUCCCAUCUCCAGCCUCGGCUCCUCUUCUUCAGUAGCUUCAAAUGAGGAAAACUAAAACUUUGACUUCUGGAAGUUCUUGAAAUGCAACGAGACUGCGGCUGUAGUCCGCCCCUGAUAUUCCACUGUGGCGAGGACCGGUAUCAGUUGCAGCUCGUUUGGGAAUUUUGGACGCAGCAUGUGCUUGGGUCUGCGGAGCCUUGGAGCUUCUGACCCGUUGAGUUGAAGUAAAAGAAAACACAUUAGUAACAUGUGUUUUUUGACUUGGCGGUCUCUAUAGCUAUGAGAUUUGGGACACUGAAAGGAUUUAGCUGCGACAUGGCUCACAUAUCUGACGUCAUGCACCCCUACCAGCCAUGAGCUAAGUCCACUCCACCCUUGCAGGAUGACUGCUGUCUGCCCCGCUGAGAACAGUCCAGAGGGGACUGCAGCCGGGGCCAGGACAGCAGGUUCUAAGGGGUCGGCGUCGGGGCCAGCGGGGGCUGCUGGGAGCAGCUCAGUUUCCGGGGCAGAGACCGGCGGGGAGUCUAACGGAGACUCAGUCGGAGGCUCCGUCGGAGGCACAGCUGUGGUUACUGGUGGCCAAAGGUACAGCCGCUGGAGCCGCCAGGACAGCUCCGACAUCAACACGGACGAUGAGGGAGCCACCAUCCGCCGCCUCACUCCACUGGAACGGUUGAACCUGGAUAUGUGCCAGGAUGACAGGGUCGUCCGCGAGAUGACAGUGGGAAGAAGAAUUGGCUUCUACAAAAUUCGAGGGGAGAUUGGUGUGGGAAAUUUCUCCCAUGUCAAGCUGGGAAUUCAUGCCCUCACCAAAGACAAGGUGGCCAUAAAGAUCCUGGACAAAACCAAGCUGGAUCAGAAAACCCAGAGGCUGCUGUCCAGAGAGAUCUCAAGCAUGGAGAAACUGCACCAUCCCAACAUCAUACGCCUCUAUGAGGUGGUGGAGACGUUGACACGGUUACACUUGGUGAUGGAGUACGCAGGGGGUGGGGAGCUCUACACCAAAAUUACCACGGAAGGGAAACUUUCUGACGCCGAUGGCAAGAUUGUCUUUGCUCAGAUCCUCUCUGCUGUUCAACACAUGCACGAGAGCAACAUCAUCCACCGUGACCUGAAGGCAGAGAACGUCUUCUACACCGGCAGCUCGUGUGUCAAGGUGGGGGACUUUGGCUUUAGCACGCUGAGCCGCCGAGAUGAGACACUAAACACGUUCUGCGGCUCUCCGCCUUACGCUGCGCCUGAGCUCUUUCGAGACGAGCAUUACGUCGGCAUCUUUGUAGACAUCUGGGCCCUCGGUGUGAUGCUGUUCUUUAUGAUGACGGGCGCCAUGCCGUUCAGGGCGGAGACGGUGGCCAAACUGAAGCGAUGCAUCCUGGAGGGGGCCUACAUCCUGCCCUCCUGGGUGCCAGAGGCGUGCCAGAGGCUGAUCAGAGGGAUCCUUCAACCCAUUCCAUCUGACCGCUGCAAGGUGGAGCAGAUGAUGGGCUGUGAGUGGCUCCUCCCUGUGGACUUCCCGCGGUCCAUGGAGCCCUUUAAACUGGACCCGUCCUACCUUGCAGAGAGUGAUCCACCUGAACUCGGGGAGGAGGAGAUGGAGGUAAAGGCAGCGCUGGAGACACUGGGAAUCACCUCAGAACACAUUCUCAACAACCAGGGGAAGGACUGCAGGAGCUCCAUCACCGGGGUCUACAGGAUCCUGCUGCACCGCGCUCACAAGAGGCGGGCUGUUCACAGCGUGCCUGCAGCCACCAAGGUUGUCAGACCAACUAAACCAAGUAAAAAGGAGCGACUAAAAGUGUACCGUAAUUUACGGCACACGUCUAAACUCUGCGUGAUUCUGUGACGAAAUGCUCUGCUCCACUCUGAAAACUCAUUGACUUAACGCCUCGUUUCCACAAAGUUUCGUUGCGUGUCCAUAAUUUCAUGUCAUAUAUGGAUUCUGCCCCCUAGUGUUCACUGCACGGAAUGCAUUUCUUGACGGUGGUGGAGCCAUGGGAGAGGGCUGAUUUUGUUGGGUUUUCACCACCCACUUUACUUUAAAAUUGCUGAUUAAAGAAAGUUGUUAUGUUGAUUGUAUUGCUAUCAAUAUAUCUAUUGAUAUAUUCAAAUAAUAUAUAUAUAUUCUCAGUGUAUUAAACUGGCUGAUCAUGGUAAUAUUCAAUCUGUCAGAUUAACUGAAUUAAAUGAAAUAGCCUUUUAGCUAAUUAGUUUUUAUGCUAACUUACAGUGCAUACAAUUUGUCCGAUAUCUACCACAAAACGUACAUGGAGUAUGGGAGUUUCGCUACACAUCAAGAUCAAGGAAGUUGCCAUAGAAAAGAAUACACUUCAGGUUGACGUGGAUACGGACACUGAGCUAUGUGGAAACGAGGCGUUAUAGUCUUGGUUGAGCCUGCAUGGACUUCAUUAGAAAUAAAAAGUGCUUUUCAGUCCAGCAUUAUAAGGCACAUUGGAAUAUCAUGGUAUAUAACCCUACUCUGCUCCUGAAAUCUGGGAUUUCUUACUUUAGUAUCUCUCUUAUAGUAAAUAAAAUUAGUCUCUGUGAGAAUGCUGCCACCAUUGAAUUAUUAUCGUCUCGUUUUUUGACAUGGACCUAUUCCUCAUGAGAUUUGGGAAUGUUAUGAAAUUCGAUUUCACAUAACAAGGAUUAGAUGGCAUACAUAACUUUGAUUUGGGUCGUGCAGGUCAGAUAGUUACUUAGUUACUCAAUGUAGCAUGAAUCUUAAAGAAAAGAUUCUUAAAUUCACAUCCUGAUGAGUCGAUGAGUGGUGAAGCACAUGAAAUAGGUUUUUAUUGUUGACUUGCACUUUUCUUCCAAUGCCUUAGUUUUCUAUGAUGCUAUGAAAUCAGACAGACUGGUUUCAUUGCAAUUUUUAAAAUGUUAUUUCUUUCCCUGUGGCUUGAAAAAGCCAAGACAUGACAUGAAGCUAAAAAAUAUAAACCAACAUACGAAAGUUAUUAGUUGGCAAAAUGUAUUUUCAGUUUUGAUUCAGACUACUUCAGGUUGGAUUUCAGUUAUAUGUUUUUUUUUGUUUUAUCAUUUGAUGCCAUGUCCAUGCUCAUGUGUUGAUUAAAAUACGUUUAAAGAUUAAAA